AUGUACAUACUCAUCGUCCAUCGGCUGAUGCGGGGGAAACCCGCUGGUGAUCAGCCUGCUGGAUACUCGGGACCUACAAGCUACUCAGCAAUAUUUAGAGAGAAUAAGCUUGGUGAGACUCAAGAGGAUUUUUCUUCUCAAGCAAACGCUGUCUUGCAGAAGUAUGAUAUCGCUAAGCCGGUGGCUUCCGAACGUGGGAAGUGUAAUCUUGAGAAUCAACACCAUAUCGACCAGGGGAUUAGGAUACUGCGUAGGUAUCCAGACCGAAUCAUCUGCGAUCGACUACUUGGUCGUUACUUCGUUGUGGCUGAUGUGAUGCUCCCUGAACCUACCAUUCGCUACUGUCAUGAAUCGAUCUGGUCAACGUAUGGAAGCUACUUGCGAGAGCCCAGGACCAACGAGCGUCUCUCGAUUAUGUCUAGAGAACUCUGCAAAAACGCCAUGAACCCUCUACCUGCCUCAUCUAGCACGAAGGAAUGGACCGAAUCAUUUUCAGGUCACAAAAUGCGGUGGGAAAUUGUUGGUAACUUGUUCACCAUCUUCGGGCUUUCCGUUAUGACAGUGGCAGACUGGGAUGCUCUGUUUGCAUGUGACAAAGAAGGAGACGAGUGUAACAAGAGACAAUCUGGAGAGAAUUCAAGAGAGUGUGCCGAAGAUUGUUUGGCUCUGUGCAAUGAUGUUGAUUCUGUCAACGAUUUCGUGUCAGCUCUAAUGUCCGCGGCAUAUGCGCUGCAGAGCUUUUACGAAGGAGACACCAGCCAGCAACUCUGGAGAAGACAUGGAGGCUUAGCUAGUGCAGUAACAGCGCUCGGCUUACAUCGUGAAGCCGACUUGGCAUAUUCCUCAACUACCAACAUAUCUCCUUCUUUCAUGGUGUCAGAGUUUCGAAGACCCUUUUCUGCUAUGUAUUCAUUACUGACAAACAGCUGGCAAUAUACCACUAGAUCUGAGCGACGACGAGACUAUGGCGGAAGGCGAGGAAUUGGAAACCAUCAAGAAGACGAGAUUCUUGAAAUAUCUCUAGGACCUCCUUUGGGUGCUCAUGAGACCCAAAUGCGCCGCAAAGAGUUGAAGCGCCGCUGCGAGGAAAGAUACGCUCAGAUGCCUCACGAGUUGCGAUGGCAGCCUGAUGAUAACGAACGCCAUCGCUCAAAGUCAGCCCUUCAAUUCAGUCUGCAAAUGGCACUCUAUCAAGAAUAUAACUUGAACAAGUUUCUGAUUGACCGCUUGCCUGAUGAGGGAGCUUUUAACGUUAAACAAGAUCUCGUGGAUACCGCAAGAAAGAUGCUUGACGGAAUCCUUGUACUGUGUGCCAACAGGGAUAAGCUUACGAACUAUGCCAUAGGAUUUGUCUGUUUGAUCGUCUACCAUGGUACUCCAUCAGCCGCGAUACUAAGCGUUGAGCUAUUGAAGCAGUCUAAAUUCCCUCAGGAUUUGCGAGUAUCUCUGCCACGCUCAGAGAUCAUCCAGAACCUGAGUAUCUUCAUUGGCGCUUUAGAGUGGGUACGCCCUUCGGAAGGCAACUACAUGCUCUGUAUUCGCAUGCGUAAAGUCAUCAAGCGAAUCUUGGAUCAGGUCCUGGAUAUGCCUCCACCAAACUCGUGUAAUCCAGAUAAAAACGCUUUCCAUGACCCUGCACCGCCUGAUCUUGCUAUAUCUUCGAUCUUGGGUCCACAAGACGAGCCCGACUUCCUGGAAUGGCUCAAUUCAGUGGACUGGACGAGGGACAUGCUUCAAGAUGCAAGGACAUGA
Letharia columbiana is the source of this 1752-nucleotide messenger RNA. RefSeq lists its product as uncharacterized. Lineage: Eukaryota; Fungi; Ascomycota; Lecanoromycetes; Lecanorales; Parmeliaceae. The coding region runs from base 1 to 1752 and encodes 583 amino acids. The record is from RefSeq and is a predicted model, not a curated record. The transcript is spliced from 9 exons.